AUGGACCAUGAAUCGAACUCCAAAGCAGAAUUUCUUUCUCUUGCUGAAGAGUUGCGAUUUUACAUCCUAAGCUUUCUUCCUUGCCGAGAUAUUCUUCGUUGUGCAUCUGUAUGCAAGGCCCUUCGUCAUACGUAUAUGUCCUCAUCUGAGCUCCAGUACAUCGUUGAACUCAGUGGUCAACGAUUGCUCCCUGUCCCCGACGUGGACGAUCACACACCUAUUUCCGAGCGCCUACAACUGUUGAGGGACAAAGCCCACGCAUGGUUCAAGGUCCACCUCCAUUCUUUCGAAACAGUCUCUUUAUCGAAGGAAAUGCGUUUCGCGCAGAUAAACGUCACCGAUGGCCAUCUCUACACGUGGGACGUACGUGAAGACGUAGCCGCGAUCAUUCCAAUACUACCAAAACCCUCACAACAAUCCGUCCAACGUGACCGGUGGCAACGAACAUUGAGUUCAAUAAUUUCAGUUCCACACUCAGUCAAGCUCGAUGUGUUCAUGGACCUAGCACAAAACCUGAUUGCUGUCCUGUAUUUGGUUGACGAGGCGCUCUACAUUGACCUUGGAGCCCUGGAUGGUGAUGGCAUUCACCCCCAAGCUGCUGGACGGAGACUGUCUCUUGCGAUGCCGCCUGGAUCCGAGGACUGUUCCAAUUAUUUAUGGAGUGUAAAGAUGAAGUGUUUUGGGAGGCAUAUCGCUUUGCGUUGGGGAUCUCGUUUGAAAGUCAUGUGGCUGCAGAUUUGGGACUGGCAAGAUUCAACGACGUCCAAUUGCUUCCUCAACGAUGACAACAACAUAUACCCAAAUGAAUUUUGUUUCCUUGGAAACAAUAGGUUUCUCGUUCUCGCUGACGAAUUGAAUCUCUAUUCAAUCGAGGAUAUGUCCCAGAUGCCACAAUUGCUGGCGCGUUUUUCGAUACCCAUCUCAUUGCAGUACACGAGCCUCCAUCCGGUGAAUGAUAAUGAGUAUAGUUCACAACCGCAGAUGCAAAUCCAACAAACGGUGUACAUCUCAGACCCCAAACACUGGCUACUACACAUGACCAUACACCUGGGAAAGAGUCCCGUCUUCGUCAUCUCCACGAGGGUUUUCCACGAUCUUGACGAAUUAGCAGUAGUCGACUUGAAGCCAAUACCGUGGACACGCUGGGGGCCUUCAAAUACUCGUAUUUUCGAGCGCACUUGGGCAUCUAAAGUUCAGCUUUGUGGGAAUCGAGUUUUUCGAGCAAUCCCGGUCGACACGCUAGACUCGGGCCCCUCCGGGUAUAGAUUGCAUAUGAUGGACUUCAGCCCGCUAGCUGUGACGAACAGGCGGGGUCUAGGACGAGUGGUGAAAGAGUCAUCUACGACAGAUAUCAGUGAGUUGUCUGGCAGGCCCGAGGAGAGCUUGACGACGUCCCUGCCUUACGUCGAGGUCGUAUCGGACAGGGUGUUCGAUGCUUGCUAUUUAAAUGACAUAUGGAUCGACAAUGAUAGAAUUUAUUUGGCCCAGAUGAUUCAGAACUUCGAAGGUUCAUAUUAUUCUACCCUCGAGGUCAUCGGUGUUUAG
Molecule: messenger RNA, 1545 nt
Organism: Suillus clintonianus
Lineage: Eukaryota; Fungi; Basidiomycota; Agaricomycetes; Boletales; Suillaceae
Exons: 3
Coding region: 1-1545 (514 amino acids)
Molecular function (GO): protein binding
Source: RefSeq, a predicted model, not a curated record